CAAAAGAAAAUAUUAUAAAUCCUCAGUAAUGCAGUUAAGGUGGAUUACGGUAAUUCAAAGUAUAUUUUUAUGUUUUCUUCUUACUCUUACUUUUAGCAUAGUAACAGCGAAAGGUAAAUCUGAGAAACAGUCCAGAGAAGAUAUUGAACUACGUAAGACCAUGGAAGAAAAUGAUAUCAUUCCCGAUGUUAUCGAUACGACUCCUGUACAUGUAAUGGAGGUACAAUAUAAUGAUGUGAAGGUAAUGCUAGGAAAUGAACUUACACCAACACAAGUUAAAGACCCACCAACAUUUAUCAACUAUCCCACUGAGGAUGAUACUUUAUACACUCUGUGUAUGACAGAUCCAGAUGCACCAAGUAGACAAACUCCUAAGUUCCGUGAAUGGCAUCACUGGUUGGUAGUCAACAUUCCAGGCAAGAACGUCAGUGAAGGGGAAGUGUUGUCACAGUAUGUAGGCUCGGGACCUCCAAAAGGAACAGGAUUGCAUCGUUAUGUUUUAUUAGUCUACAAACAACCAGAACGCUUGAACCCAACAGAAAAACGGCUAACCAACACGUCAGGGGAACACAGAGGACUCUUCAAAAUUAGAGAAUUUGCUACUAAGUAUGGUUUGGGUGAACCAUGGGCAGGAAAUUUCUUCCAAGCCCAGUGGGAUGACUAUGUCCCCAAACUGUUUGAACAGCUUAGCAAUUAAUUUCUUGAAGUACAUUUCCCAUUCAUAUUACAAUAAUGUGAAAUUUAAAACUUUAGGCUAUGUUUUAUAUGCUUUACCUGAAAAAAUUAAUUUUUAGGAAGCUGCAGCCUGUGAAUAUCUCUUGCAUUUAUUCAAAUAACUAUAAAAUGUGCAUCAGUAAUUUCUAAAAUUGUUAACAUUUAACAUAACUCUUAAAUACCCCUUUUGUUUUGAAACUUUUGAAAAAUAUUAACUAGGUUUUCUAAACUAAACAUAAAUUUUUAUUGUUUACAUUUUUAUGCUUCAAGAAAAAAAUAAAGUACUAAUUUUAUUGAACUUUUUGGUAUUAUAACCGACUUAGAAUGAGCAAUCACUUUACAUCCUAUCAAUUUCAUUAUUUAAGUUAUAACUAAUUAAUGAGUGAAAACUUAUCACUGAAGAUUUAGGUUAAGUUCCUCAUGUACUACCUUUUGUCAAACAGUUCUGGGUAAUGUAAAAAAAAAAAAAAAAAAACCCAAGUCAUC
Molecule: messenger RNA, 1200 nt
Organism: Limulus polyphemus (Atlantic horseshoe crab)
Lineage: Eukaryota; Metazoa; Arthropoda; Merostomata; Xiphosura; Limulidae
Product: protein D3-like
Exons: 4
Coding region: 29-697 (222 amino acids)
Source: RefSeq, a predicted model, not a curated record